Messenger RNA from Trichoderma harzianum CBS 226.95, 654 nucleotides. RefSeq lists its product as hypothetical. NCBI's taxonomy places the organism in Eukaryota, Fungi, Ascomycota, Sordariomycetes, Hypocreales, Hypocreaceae. The record is from RefSeq and is a predicted model, not a curated record. The coding region runs from base 1 to 654 and encodes 217 amino acids. The transcript has 2 exons.
AUGUCUCGCGUUACCGCUCCCGUCGCAAAGCUUUCUCGCGCCCUCAGCUCAUCAGCCGCCCGCGCCGCAAACCCGCUGCUCGACGCUUCCACUUACAAUGCCGGCGCCGUGCUGAUGCCAAAGUACGCCGAGCUGCUGCGCAACCGAAGAAGCACCAUUGAGCUGUCCGAGUCUCGAACCCUCACCACAACCCACCGCCCGACUCCCCAGCCCUCCAUCGCCAACCGCGCAAAGCCUCUCAUGCAGACCUUCUCCAGCUCUGCCUCAUCCGCAACUCCCUCCUCCCACCUCGACGCCGCCGUCCUCCCCGGCCUCGCCAGCCUCUCCUCGUCAACUUCCUUCGCGGAUGUUCUCCCUCGCAUGCCUCUGCUCCCGGACAACUACGCCGCCGCGCAUCCCGCCCCGGCUGCUGACUUGCCCGUCUCCAUUGCCAGCUCGUCCAUUGUCGCAGUCAACCCCGACACGGUCCUCCCCGCGACGCCGCUGUCUUCAUUAAGUGGUGUUUUGGACACCAUUGAGCUCAAGUUUGUGCAUGAGGAGCCUGCUGCCGUGGCGCAGGACGAGGGCCAGAGCCAGGGCAUGAUUCGGGAUCUGUGGAAGGGUAUGGUUGAGGAUGUUUUCGGGUCAAAUCAACCGAUUCGCAAAUCAAACUGA